Messenger RNA from Oryzias latipes (Japanese medaka), 1475 nucleotides. RefSeq names its product spermidine/spermine N1-acetyltransferase 1b (gene sat1b). Lineage: Eukaryota; Metazoa; Chordata; Actinopteri; Beloniformes; Adrianichthyidae. The record is from RefSeq and is a predicted model, not a curated record. Gene Ontology annotation, molecular function: diamine N-acetyltransferase activity; spermidine binding.
AAUAGUGUUGAAACAAAGGGAAGGAGUUAAACGGCAGUGACCCAGCCGAGGGUGAGCGCAGCUGAAUGAUCUUGUCCCGACAGACGCGUCCGGACCAGAGGCUGACUGUGGGGAUAAAGCCACUCUGACGCGAAUGAAGAAACUUCUCAUCUUCCAGUUCACAUACAGAGGACUUUUGACUAAAGGAAAAAAAGGGAAAAGAAGAAAAUGGAGUAUAAAUUACGAAAAGCAGAGCCCAAGGACGUGCCAGACAUAUUACGACUCGUGAAGGAGCUUGCUAAAUACGAGGAGAUGGAGCACCAGGUGGCGCUGACGGAGAAAGAUCUCCUGGAGGAUGGAUUUGGUGAAACGCCGUUUUACCACUGCAUCAUCGCUGAAAUCCAAGGAGAGAGCAGCAGUGAAGAUCCUAAGGUGGGGGGGUUUGCCAUGUACUACUUCACCUACGACCCCUGGGUGGGCAAGCAGCUCUACCUGGAGGAGUUCUACGUGAUGAACGAGUACAGAGGUCUGGGGAUGGGCUCGGAGAUCCUGCGGCACCUCAGUGACCUGGCGAUGAAGACGCGCUGCACCGGCAUGAUGUUCGUGGUGGCGGAAAACAACGCCCCGUCCAUGCAGUUCUACAAACGCCGCGGCGCGGAGGACCUGUCGCAGGAGGAGGGCUGGAGGCUCUUCAGGUUUGACAAGGACAGCCUCCUGAAGAUGGCCACUCCAGCUGAAGAAUGACAGGAGGUCCAGCAGGGCGGCGCAGGAGCAGGAGGAGACCCAGGAGUUCCAGCUCCACUCCCCUCUGCGCAGAUGAAGCAUGCAGAUGUUUCGCUGUAAUGGUUCUGGUGCAACACCUCUCUCUGAUUUCUGAUCUGAACUUUCCCACCAAUAAAGAAAUUCCUGAUCUCAGAAGCUCCAGCCUUUCUGCUGUUUGACAGAUCCGCUCAUGUUCAUGCAGCUCUGGACGUCCUCAAACGUGGACCUGCUCAUCCGGGUUGAAGAUGAGAACCUGAGCUCAGAAGAAGAGCUUUGAGAGGCAAACGGGGUCAGACUUGACCUGAAGGCUGAGUUUUAACAUGCAGGCCCGUUAGAGGAUUGUGUUAAGAAAAUGUAUUUCCAUACUCAUUAUUUUCCAUGUAUUUAUUUAAAGUCUUGGAGUUUGUUAGCUUAAAUCCUAUUAUCAUACCAAAUCAUAGUUUGUAGGCAUGCUGGCUGGAUGGUUUUUAUUAUUUUUAGUCUGGUGUUAACAUGGUCGUUAGUCUUUCAGUUGAUGGAACUGUAGACACUAUAUUCUUUGUUUUUCUUCAAUGACCCUGGCAUGCACUCGCACUUGUCUGCAGCCGCUCAGCUUCAUAACAGCACUCAGCUCCCUGGGAGGUGAAGGCCGCAGACAUGCAGCCGUGAGGAAAGAAAGGCGGAACCUCCAAAACGCUUGAAUGUAACCGUUGUCUGUCUGCUCCUUGCUUGCAAGUAAAGCUUGAAAAGAUAAA